CGCCGCGGGCUCCGGGGACGCCCGGGGCCGCCCCCUCCGGGACCUCCUGGGCCGAGGGGCCGGGAAGGCGGCGUCCGGGGGCGCCGAGGAGCGGGGAGGGGGCGCUACCCGACCUCCCGCCCCCCUGCGCCCCGCGAGCCUGGGGCUUGGAGGAUGCAGCCCGACCUGCCUUUUGGAUUCGCGCAUCAGCUGUGUGAUUAAUUCAUGAAAGGAAUGGUAACUGGUUAAGGAGGAGCCCACCCCAGGCCCCUUGUGGCUUCAGUCGCGGACACUGGGAGGAAAGGAAAACCGUGAGUUCUGGGCUACAUUUGGAGUAGCAUUGUCUACAUGGGCAUUCCUUCCUCCUACGAGUUGAGAAAACGUUUGCUAACUUGUUGAAAAAAUGCAGAAGAUCUUGCAGACAGAUGAAAUUACUGAUACACAAGCUCUUAGAAAAGGAAAGAGGAAAAGAAUAGAGACAACGGACACAGAAAACACAAAUAGUGUCACAGAUAAAGGACAGAGGGAUCCCUACUCCGGAAACGCCUUUCUGCCCGGGGAGAGCUCCAGUGAGGAUGAAGCGCCUUUGGCAGAGCUAUCCAAGGAGGAACUGUGUGCCAAGAUCAAAUCCCUGAGGGAAAGACUGACCAACACCCGGAAAGAAAACAGCCGGCUGAGGCAGUCUUUGGUCAUGCUACAAGUGCUGCCACAGGCAGUGGUCCAGUUUGAGGAGCUGGUUGGCAUGGCGGAGACCUUGCUUAAGGGAGGAGGCUCUGUGUCGGCGCCGGCCUGCACGCUGUGGAGGGCAGCCAACAGCUCCUCCCCCGACUCGCUGGCCUCCGUCUGCAGCCCUUCCGGGUCCGACUCCAGCUCGCCCAACUCCCUGCAGCCCGAGGAGGCUCCUCCGGAGGAGAAGCAGUUCAAGAUUGAAAAUUGGCAGAUUGCACGCUGCAAUAAGAGCAAGCCUCAGAAGUUCAUUAAUGACUUAAUGCAAGUUCUUUACUCUAAUGAGUACAUGGCCACGCACAGCCUGACAGGGGCCAAGUCCUCCACUUCCAGAGACAAAGCCGUCAAACCAGCGAUGAACCAGAAUGAGGUUCAGGAAAUCAUAGGCGUCACAAAACAAUUAUUUCCCAACACAGAUGACGUUUCAAUCAGGCGAAUGAUAGGACAAAAGCUGAACAACUGCACUAAGAAGCCAAAUCUAAGCAAAAGCCUUAACUCUCAGGAUAUUAAGUAGAUCCUUUCGGUAUUGUAGGCAUCUGUAACAAGACGCCUUCGGUUCUGACUCCGGCAUUGGGUUUUGUUGGAGGAUCUGCACACUCAGAAGGCACAGAGAGGCCCGUGCGGUGGGGCGGCCCCAUGUCUGUGACGUCGUGGGCUCUUGUCCUGGAGCCAUGAGCUUGCUGCGGACGCUGCAUGCAGAUCCACCCCCACGCCAGAGACCAUCAACCCAGAGAAUUCCCACUGUUUCACGAGCAUGCAGUAUGGUCUCUUUGGAAAUACUCAUUUCCUGAUCCCCAAGUUCUCUUCUGUACAGCUCACUCGACAGGACAGUCAAACCUCUUCUCCGAGCAGCAAGAACGUCAACCCUCCGAGCAGUCUCUGUCCAAAACAAGCCUCAUACCUUCGUUAUUCCCAGCCGCUCUCCACAGAGCCUUUGGAUCUUGUACAUAAGGCAGUCAUGUCUAAGAAGGAAUAAUGUUUCAGCAAUAAAGUGACAGGAUUUUUAUUAUCUAAAAUGAGCAAAGUGGAAGAACAACAAAAACGGAGGAGCAACCUUUUUUCAUACUGAAGUAUUCCACCACACUCCCGAAAAAACAAACCCAAGGCUUUUGUGUUAAAACAACGUAUCAGUUUUUAAAAUAAUCUCCUUGUUUACCAGACAUGCUUCCAAAUUUUAUUUUCCAAAAUAUACUAAAUAUAGUUAAUAUGUAAACAUUCUCCCUGAGAUAUAACACAUAUAAUUUGGCCAGCUUUUAUCUUCUGAAACAAACCAGUUUUGUUUCAUUGUAGAAGAAAAAUAAAAUUGAGAAAAUCGAUAUAGAUUUGAUAAUUACACAAAAAGAAUGCCACUGUAUAAAUCAACAAAAGGUAAAGCCAAAGGACUGUCAAAGGACUCUCAGUAGAUGUCAGGCUCGUACUUGUGACCUCUCUGCACCAGGAGGGUUUCCUCGUUCUGUGCACGAGGUCGUCUUGAAACUCGGAGAAGAGGCUGCAAUACUUACAGUGGUCAUCCCAAUGACCCAGGGAACAUUCCAUACAUGUUGCUUGAUAAAAAUGUGAUUGUACAAAGUAAAUGUUCUUAAGGAAAUAACUCAUGUAACAUUUGCUACUUUUAAUUAAACAAAAGCAAACUUCAUUGGAAAAAGAAAA
Messenger RNA from Perognathus longimembris pacificus (Pacific pocket mouse), 2355 nucleotides. It is a transcript of the gene Bend6, whose product is annotated as BEN domain containing 6. The coding region runs from base 383 to 1219 and encodes 278 amino acids. Gene Ontology annotation, biological process: positive regulation of neuron differentiation; negative regulation of Notch signaling pathway. Gene Ontology annotation, cellular component: nucleus. Lineage: Eukaryota; Metazoa; Chordata; Mammalia; Rodentia; Heteromyidae. Gene Ontology annotation, molecular function: DNA binding; transcription corepressor activity. The record is from RefSeq and is a predicted model, not a curated record. The transcript is spliced from 9 exons.